Centruroides sculpturatus (bark scorpion) is the source of this 2598-nucleotide messenger RNA. RefSeq names its product mitogen-activated protein kinase 14-like. Gene Ontology annotation, biological process: intracellular signal transduction; protein phosphorylation. Bases 548 to 1381 code for a protein of 277 amino acids. Gene Ontology annotation, cellular component: nucleus; cytoplasm. The record is from RefSeq and is a predicted model, not a curated record. The transcript has 12 exons. Lineage: Eukaryota; Metazoa; Arthropoda; Arachnida; Scorpiones; Buthidae. Gene Ontology annotation, molecular function: ATP binding; MAP kinase activity.
CAUUUUAUUAUAUUUUAAUAUAUUUUCCCACUCGCUGCUGAUUUGUUAAUUAAAAUUGCGAAUCGUCCGUUUAAAUUUUGUACGCGUUGAGUUGUUUUUAACUCAUUUAACGAAAAGCCGAUGACGUACGCCCACUAACCGGACGUGACGUCAUACGGGGAGUCUGGUCACCGGAAGCUUAUCUUAACGAGAAGCUCGCAAAUUAAAUUAUUUAUUGAAGUAUCUAAAAAAACAAGAGUUGAAUAUGAGCUUGUUAACAGCUUGUAUUUUUAAAUAAUUUAUUAUCUCAGAAUUUUUUAUGUUAUUUAAAUCGUUAGUUUUUUUUAUACCCACGUGUAGCAUUACUGGAGUGUCAGAUUUGACAGUGGCAGAUGACAAAAUUGACAGCCUUUGUCUUAUCUGAACUUUUAAAGUGGUAAAACACACCGAAGCUUCGGCAAUUGAUGCGGUUACAAAUCAGAAAGUUGCAAUUAAGAAAAUUACUAAACUAUUUAAUUCAGCAAUUCAUGCAAAGAGAAUUUACAGAGAACUAAGGCUGUUGAAACAUAUGAAUCAUGAAAAUGUUAUUGGGUUAUUGAACGUGUUCACUUCUUCCACAUGUAUUGAAGAUUUCAAAGACAUUUAUUUAGUUACUCAUUUAAUGGGAGCAGACUUAAAUAAUGUUAUUAAAACUCAAAGACUAAGUGAUGAUCAAGUUCAGUUUAUAGUUUAUCAGAUUUUACGUGGUUUAAAGUAUAUUCAUUCAGCUGGAAUAAUACACAGGGAUUUAAAGCCACAUAAUAUAGCUGUAAAUGAGCACUGUGAUUUGAAGAUAUUAGAUUUUGGUUUAGCAAGACCUGCUGAGAUUAAAAUGACUGGUUAUGUAACAACAAGAUGGUACAGAGCUCCAGAAGUUAUGUUAAAUUGGCAGCACUAUAAUCAUACAAUGGACAUUUGGUCUGUAGGGUGCAUAAUGGCAGAGCUUUUAACUUCCAUACCACUAUUUCCUGGAAACGAUAAUAUCGAUCAACUAAUGAAAAUCAUGAAAUUAUGUGGAACACCAAACAAUGAGUUUUUAAAUAAAAUUACUAGUGAGGAGGCAAGGAAUUACAUAAGGUCUUUACCAGUAAUUCUGAAGAAGGAUUUUAAGGAAGUUUUUAGAGGCGCAAAUCCAGAUGCAAUUGAUAUCUUGGAAAAGAUGUUGGAAUUUGAUGCAGAUAGAAGACCAACAGCAACAGAUGCUCUGGCACAUGCUUACUUUGCAAAAUAUGCCGAUCCAAACGACGAACCAGUAGCAGAACCUUACGACCAGUCAUUUGAAGACAAAGAUCUUUUUGUUGCCGAAUGGAAACAACUUGUGUAUGAAGAAGUUGUGACAUUUCGCCCCCGAAACGAAUUGUAAUCCACGCUUGCUGAUUUUGACAGACUCGUCGGAAACAAAGGAGGGAAGAAUCACAGACUGAUCGAAAGUGGUUAUGUAUCGUUAUAUAUUGCAAUCUUGAGUACCUAACCGACCAGUUUGUUGGCAUUUCGAUAAUUAAGGUAUGUUUUGUUUGGGCUAAGAAGGAAACACAAUAAAAUUAUCUUUGCAUGAUUUUGAAAUUCUGUCAAGAGAUCUAAUUUCUGAAGUAGUUCAUGGGCAGUAUCAAAUGAUGAAAUGACAUAAUGAUAUCAUUUGUUAUCAAUUGACCAAAUGAUGACAAUUACUAUAUAUAAAUUGUCACCAUAAUUUAAAGUCACUUGUCACAUGAUAUGGAUGUCAUUUCAUGUCAAUUGACAUUGAAUUAUUCAUUAAUUUGAGAGAAAACUGUCAUCUUGCACAUGGAAAUAUUAUAAAUAGGAAAUGGUUUAUUUUCAGUUGUAUAAAAAUCAAUAAUGUUGUGCUAAAGUUGAAUUGUAAGUGGUUAUUUGUACGUACCUUUGCAUACUUUUCAGUUUUUAUUCAAUAAGAUAUAUCAAAUAACAAUUAUAACUGCCAAAUCCAAAGCAAGAAAUGGAACAAUUAUAAUUAAGUUAAAGUUGAGGAGGAAUAUAGUCCUAUUUGUGAAUAAACGAUAAAGUAUUUGUGACCGCAGAGAUCAACACAUACUAAGCAUUAUAUUAAGGUGCAUGUGAUCGACGGAGAGAGGCAGGUUAUCUUGGCUGCCACCCGGCAUAUGUCAACAUAGGUAACAAAAGUGUAAUAAUAUAUAUUUCAUAGAUAAAAUUGGCUCAUCCAGAACAUUUAGUUUUACUAUUCAACAUUGAUUUCUCUAAUUAGAAUAUAAAUGUUAAAAAUUAUUCCCCCUAUAUUUUGUACAGGAUGAUUCGAAGGUCUCAAUACACAGGCAGAGGGUUUGGUUCAUUAUGCAGUCACUUCUGUUAUGUAUAUGGGUAACAUUUGAUGAAUGCACAUGUAAAUGCAUGUUAAAAUUUCUGAUGUUGUGUACACACACACAAAACACAGACCAGCUGGAGACUGUAAUUUGUUAGUUUGUAUUCGAGGCAUGGACCUUCGGUAAGUGAUUGUUAAGGGUAAUUUCUGACUAUUCUCUAAGAGCAAACUUCUUUAUCUCAUUUUCUUAAAGCAACUCUGUAAUUGUCCAAUGAAAAAGUAUUAUUAAAAUUGAUAAUUUUUAA